Molecule: messenger RNA, 969 nt
Organism: Strigops habroptila (Kakapo)
Lineage: Eukaryota; Metazoa; Chordata; Aves; Psittaciformes; Psittacidae
Gene: SPINK4
Product: serine peptidase inhibitor Kazal type 4
Exons: 4
Coding region: 1-267 (88 amino acids)
Molecular function (GO): protein binding
Source: RefSeq, a predicted model, not a curated record
AUGCCCGCGCAGGAGCUGCCAAUGGUGGUGGUGGUGGUGGCGGCGGCACUGGUUGUUCUUGUCGCUGCCGGCGGGGCAGAGCUGAACAAAAGGAAUGGCCUGAGAAAGCCGGUGUGUGGAGAGAUGGUGGAGCUGCAAGCCUGCCCCCUCCUGCACUUGCCUGUCUGUGGGACUGAUGGGAACACCUAUGCCAAUGAAUGCCUGCUCUGUGUGCAGCAAAUGAAAACCAGGCAAGACAUCCAGAUUUUGAAAGACGGGGACUGUUGAGACCUCUGACCUUUCCUGAGCCUAGGAACAGGUGAUUAAUUGAUCCUGUGUGCUGUGUACUGAAUGCACAUUUAAAUUAGCGAUGGUGAAUAAUAAAAUGACAGGCACAGUCUUAUUUCAACAGAACUUUUUUCAUGCAAGGCUGAGGGAAAACAGCACAAGCCAGUUCCUACAAAGGGCUACUAAAAGCAUACAGUUAAAACAUUAAUUUCAAAUUCACUGUGAUGUGAUGCUCUGCAUUGCGAGCAUUAUUUCAUGCACGUUUGUGUGACAAAGACCAUGUGGGAGUAGCAAGAAACACACAGAUUCCAGUGAAGAAGGCGCUGAACGAGUGCAGAUAUUUUUUUCUGUAAGAUGGCAAUUUACCAAAAGGAAAGUAAAGUUUCUCCAGUGUGGGAGAAAACAACUUCCUGGCUCCCUAGUAAACACCACCGCUUCCAGAGCUGAUGUAAGUUGAAAAUAGUAACGUCUGCACUUCUCAGAGUAGAUUUUAUCCAGCUUCUUAUCCAAGAGCCUUUCACAGCAGGAAUCUGGAAAAAGCCCAAAGGGAGACCCUGCAUGCAAGAGACCCCUGAUCUCUGUUCCAGUGCUUGAAAGCAACCUCCAAACUUAACUAGUUACCCAGAAAUGCUCUCUGGGAACUGCAGGUUCCGGUCUGGUUGCCAAAUUUCAGGUCUAGGUUGCUCCUGGUGUCACGGCCGU